Molecule: messenger RNA, 1805 nt
Organism: Corticium candelabrum
Lineage: Eukaryota; Metazoa; Porifera; Homoscleromorpha; Homosclerophorida; Plakinidae
Product: probable serine/threonine-protein kinase DDB_G0271682
Exons: 3
Coding region: 146-1570 (474 amino acids)
Biological process (GO): protein phosphorylation
Molecular function (GO): protein serine/threonine kinase activity; ATP binding
Source: RefSeq, a predicted model, not a curated record
CCCGUACGUUUCAGAAUGCGGCGCAAUUUGACGAAGAAAACGACUGCUUGGAGCCGCACCGGCUGUCCAGACGACUUUUUUUGACUUUCUAGAGCUCUUCGCGUCGUCCGAAUUAGAAGGACUUCUUUCGGGGUGUUGUUGCUGAAUGCGGUCGUCAGUACCUGUUCAACGGCGAGAUGAUAAACGGCUGUCUUCAGUUUCACAUCAGGAAGGAAAAGAAGCAAGUCAGCAAUUACAGCAAAGAGAGACAAGGGCAAGACUAGACCAAAAAAUUGCAGAGAAUGAACAGUUAGCAGCUGACAAGGAACAGCUAGCAGCUGACAACGAACAGCUAGCAGCUGACAACGAACAGCUAGCAGCUGACAACGAACAGCUAGUAGCUGACAAGGAACAGUUAGCAGCUGAGAAUGAACAGCUAGCAGCUGACAAAGAACAGCUAGCAGCUGAGAAUGAACAGCUAGCAGCUGAUAAGGAACAGCUAGCAGCUGACAACGAACAGCUAGCAGCUGACAACGAACAGCUAGUAGCUGACAAGGAACAGUUAGCAGCUGAGAAUGAACAGCUAGCAGCUGAUAAGGAACAGCUAGCAGCUGAGAAAAGGCAGGAAGUACGUCGUGUUCAAGCACAACGUGAGUGUGCUGAAGGGGCUUUGGAAGAGAAGGAGGAACAGCUCAAUCAAUAUUUGAAUGCCCUGGAAAUUCAGGCAAAUAAAUUGCAACUUGAUGGCAAGAUAUUGGGAGAAGGAUCAUAUGGAGUCGUUCAAGUGGGUCACUGGUGUGAUGUCCCUGUUGCUGUCAAAACGUUUCAUGAGAUUCUGAGGCUUCCUCAACUGGCACCAGUUUUCAAGAGAGAACUGACCGUCUGCAGUCAAUUGCAUCAUCCCAACCUCGUCCCUAUCUAUGGUGGUGUGAUGAAGAAUGAAAUUCCCAUCCAAAUUGUGAUGGAGCUUCUUCAAGGCUCACUUAGUGAUCUAAUGAAGGCAGUACGUGCUUCAAAGAGCUACCAUUGCUAUCUGUCGUUCCGAGAGCAGAUCGACGUAGCUACAGAUACUACUGCUGCCAUUACGUAUAUGCAUUGUCUGCGUCCUAAGCCUUAUGUUCAUUGUGAUAUCCGUACUACCAAUGUGAUGAUCACUCGUGAUAUGGUAGCUAAAGUGGGUGAUCUUGGUGCAAGUCACAUGAUCAACAACAGCACCUCUCUAGGUGCUCUGAGUCUUGAAUAUUGUGCACCUGAGAAAUUUCCUUGCAGUGAUGGUAGGUCAGCUCGUAGCACACGAGAGUCUGAUGUUUACAGUCUGGGUGUGACCCUGACUGAGUUGUUUACGGGUCUGUCACCAAUUCCUACAGAAAGGCGAAGUCAAAUACGAAAGAUUAAAGAUCCUGAUCUGUUGGAUAUGUGCUUGCAAAUGACACGCAAUAGACCUGCUGAACGACCAACUGCUGAGAUGGCUUUCACCAUUUUGAUCACACAAAAGUCAACAGAUUCAUACAAAUCAACUGCAGGAAGGAGGACAGUUAGAGGAAACUUGGAAGGCAGGAGCAUGGAUGUUGUUGAGGUCAUUCACAUCUAACUUGAAAAAAGGGAGGCAACUUCACAAUUGGACUGCUAGCUGCUCUCACAAGCAUUACCAGCUAUGGGGAGCAUUACUAGGGAGCUUUAGUAGGGCAAAGGAGGGAAGGAAUGACAUACGUGGGUUAUUGUUGUUAUCUCUACAUAACUGUCUGCUUUUAGUCGUUGCUUUUUAUGUGUAGUUGUUGUAAGCAGGAAUUGCUAUUUUAGCUCAGUAUAGGAUGGACAGCAAAUGU